AUUGAUACAAACAUCUAUUAAACAAGUGUUAAAGUGUUAAGCCAUGAUGGCUUUAAAAAUGUUAUACCGUGGGCCCAGUUCAAGACUAGAAAAUCUUAUUGAAAAAAUUCAAGCAACCAAGGAAAUUGUUAAUGCCGACAUGUACUCGACACAUACAUCGUCAAGUUAUUCACCUUCGAUAUCAGAUGGUACAAUCACACCAAAUUCUUUACAUCAUCAUCAUCACCACCAUCAGCAUUUAGUUGUGCCACCACAUUUGCCACCAUUCCCCAAUUCGGCUGCUUAUGAAGAAGACACAGCAUCGUUGGCCCUACAGACACAACGUCUGCAAAGACAAAAAACCAAUGGCACUUUGGAUGGCGCUGACUAUGAAGACAACGCCAAUGACAAUGACAACGAAAGGAUUCACAAAAAUGAUACAAAAUUGUGCGAAGACAACAACGACACAAUUGUUGCAGACAAUAAGACAACCGCAAAUAUUCACGAAAGUGGCGAUGAACAUCAUCUUCAUCAUCAUCAGCACCAUCAACUUAAACGUCAUGGUCGUCAUCAUCGUUAUGCUGAACAUGCCUUAAGAAUUCCUUCAAAAUUACGUAAAAUCGAUAGGGAUUCAACGGUUGGUAAUGGUGCCAAUAGCGUCGGUGUUACGACUACUACUACUACUGCUGCCGGUGCUGCUCCUGGUGUUGGUGGUGGCGGUGGUGUAACAACAAAUGCAGUCAAGUUUGAUAAGUUGACAGGAGAUGGCAUUAAAAGUGGUAACAAUGCUGCCAGUGCCGACGGAUCCUAUCAAUGUCAAUUCUGUGAUAAAUCAUUUCCGCGUCUUGGUUAUUUGAAAAAACAUGAACAGAGUCAUGCUGAACACUUGCCUUUUAAAUGUGAAUAUUGUGCUCGUCUCUUUAAGCACAAGCGUUCUCGUGAUCGUCAUACUAAAUUACAUACAGGCGAUCGUCGCUAUCGUUGUCCUCAUUGUGAGGCGGCCUUUUCAAGAAGCGAUCAUUUAAAGAUCCAUAUGAAAACCCAUGAUAACCAAAAACCAUUCCAAUGUACCAUUUGCAAUCGAGGCUACAACACAGCUGCCGCCCUUACAUCUCAUAUGCAAAAUCACAAAAAACAGGCAGCUCUUUUAGCGGCUGGAGGCAAUCCUCAAGCCCUGAAUUACAGUCCACGUUCUACCGGUUCGGCUUCUAGCAAUGGUAGUUUACAGAAAAGACGUUACGGUUUGGCUGGAGCAGCCGAACAGAGCCCAAAUCGCCUGGAUUACCCAAAGCGUGGUCGUUCUUCAUCAUCGAAUAUGCUAAAGUGCACAUUUUGCUCUAAGUCCGAUUUUACUGCAGUGGAACAAUUAAAUAAUCAUCUACAAACUCAGCAUGAAAAAGAAUUGGCACAUUCUAUGACACCUCCUUCCACAAAUAACAGUCAACCGGCGGAGAAUCAUACUUUCCAGCUGUCGUGUGAAUAUUGCACCAUGAAAUUUCCCAACAUUGCUGCCAUGUUUCAGCAUAUGCGCUCUGCUCAUUUGGAUCGUUUGACCAGUCCUAAUUCAUACUUUGAGCAUUUCAAUCGUUUAGCUGCGUCGGGUACUUUCAGUCCACGUUUGUUAACUGGACCUCCUCUAAGGAGUGCGGCCAGUGCAGAGGAGAACAUCAUUAAAGAGGAACAAAAUUUGUCAAGUCCUAAAUCAGUAGAAGCAAUAACACGUCAAAGUGAAGAUGAACCAACAGAUCUAAGCCAAAAUAAUCGUAGAUCAAUGACACCUACAAAUACCCCACAAAAUUCUCCCCAAGAAAGUUUUCCUGCCGCAGAAAAGCCCGGUUUAUUCUUUUGCAACCAAUGCAAUGCAGGUUUGCCUGAUUUUGAGUCAUUCCGCAAUCAUUUGAAGACCCAUAUUGCCCAGGGUCUCAAUUUAGUGUGUCACCAUUGUGGCCUGCUAUUAAGAGAACAUGCAGAGUAUGAAAGACAUGUUAUAUCACAUUUUCUAAUAACCAAUUCUGAGUAUAAUUGUUCGGGAAACUGCCAAAAGAACUUUGGCAAGCCAGAGGAAUUACAAAAACAUCUUUUGGAUCAUCAUGCCAUAACAAUGUUCAAAUGUGGUCUUUGCAGUGAAAUGUUUGAAUCGAAAGUGGCCAUACAAGUACAUUUUGCUUGUACACACUCAGCGGAAACCAAAAUCCUAAGAUGCUCCGCCUGUAUGGAUGUCUUUAGGACGGAGAGUGAUUUUAACAUACAUGUCAAGACACGUCAUCAAGCUGUAAAUAAUACUCCUGCUCCGGUUAAUUCUUUGCAGUGCAUGUUUUGUCGUACGGUAUGUUCCUCUGACUUGGAAAUGCAAUUUCAUUUGGCAGCCCAUGCUAGACAAUUCCGUUGUCCCUCCUGCCCCGAAACUUUCCAUGUUGAAUUUUUACUCGAUCGCCAUAUGCAAACACAUCAUGGUGGCUUGGAAAGACCACCACCUCCGGCUCCACCACAAACUGUGGCUGAAGAGCACACAUCACCGGUCCCCAAUCCAAAUGCUAUAUCUCCCAUGAACUCUUUGUAUGUGAAUGCCCUAUUCGGCAAGUCACCAUUAAUGCCGCUGGCCCCACAAAAUAAUAACAACAGUAUCUUGGAUUACAACAUGGCAUUUGCCUCCCAUCUCAACAAGGGUCUAUUUCCCAAUACCACGCCAAACAAAUUUUAUAAUCCUCUGCAAAUUGAUACGAAUGCCAUGAAACACUCUGCUCUGAUGUACGGGUUGUCACAGAGAUAUUUCGAUACUAAUCGCACUGUCAUGGAAAUGUACCAACAACAACAGCAACAACAACAACAUCAUCAGGAAAAUAAUAAAACAACUGGAAAUUAUUUCAUAAGUCCCAAACAGCCAACAACAGGAGCUCACGACAGCAUCCAUCGAACAGAAUUGCCAGCUUCCCCAAUAAAUAAUACUGGCUUCAGUUGUGGCAUUUGCGAGCGAAACGAUUUUCGUACAGAGUCAGAAGUUCAUUCGCAUCGCAAGAUUGUUCACAAUCUUAAGACGGGGGUUAGUUUGAAGUGUGCCUACUGUUCGGGCAACUUUAAGUCCAGGAGCGAGUUGGAACAUCAUAUGAAAACAUGUCACAAUUCUACCGGCAAACACAAGUGUUUGAUAUGUGAUGAAAUAUUUCCAUCGCCAGCCAUUUUGGCCGAACACAAAUUGCAACAUUCCAAGGUGGGUCAAUCCGGAAGAUGCUCGCACUGUUCUAAGGCGUUAGCUGAUGUUAGUGCUUACAAAGCUCAUUUGUCCGAGCACAAUACAGAAGGUCAAAUGCCAGUACAGUGUAUAUGCUGUCGCCAGUCUUUACAUUCGGAAUUCGAGAUUGGUCUGCAUGCAAAAUUUCAUGUAAAAAACUCAACUGUUCAGGAAAACGUUUGUGCUCUUUGCUUGGAACCCAUUACCAAUUCACCCACUGAAGCCAAGGUAUGUGAGAAAUGCUGUCGCAAACAUAAUCUCAAUGCAAAGUUCAAGCAACGCGAACACUUUGAACGACCCGCCGAAUUAAGGCAAUUUAUUGAAAAUCGCUGUAAUCUUUGCAAAAUGAUUUUACCACAUGCUCAAAAACUUCAAGAACACUUGGUCGAGCACACCUUUGCCGGUUGCGAGGAUCGUGGCUUCAACUGUUACAUCUGUUCGGCGGUCUUUACUGCUCCUAGUGGUCUACUUAAUCAUAUGCUCGAGCAUGGUAUCAACUCAAAGCCUUACGAUUGCAAUUUAUGUCCCGAAAAAUACUACUUCCGUGCUGAGCUAGAUCACCAUCAAAUCGAUCAUGAUCUGCGAAAAUCUCCAGCAGCAGUUAAAAAUGAACAAGAACAAUUGACCAAUAAAGAAGUUGCUUUAAAUAGUAUGAAAUCGGAGAAGUCUGUCGAAAGGUUGAAUGAAGUGAAACAGGAAGUAAUUGAAACUGAUGUUAAUUCCAACGUUGCCGAUGAAGAUGAAUACAUUGAGGUGGAAAAGGUAAAUGAGAAUAACAACAACAAUAACCAUCAGUUGGAUGAUAAAGUGUCGAAUAAAACCGAAGAUGCUAUAGAGAAGAAGUCUAGUGAGCAUGUCAGAGAUGAAAAUACAUAAA
Molecule: messenger RNA, 4085 nt
Organism: Calliphora vicina (urban bluebottle blowfly)
Lineage: Eukaryota; Metazoa; Arthropoda; Insecta; Diptera; Calliphoridae
Gene: L
Product: Lobe
Exons: 5
Coding region: 44-4084 (1346 amino acids)
Molecular function (GO): RNA polymerase II cis-regulatory region sequence-specific DNA binding; DNA-binding transcription factor activity, RNA polymerase II-specific
Source: RefSeq, a predicted model, not a curated record